AUGCCAGCUGAGGAGGGCCGCAUCAUAGUGUUUAAAGAACCUGUACCAAACAAAGUCAUGACAGGUCACGUGAUCAGAAGUGAAACCGCACCCAAUGAAGGGAGCUGUCGAGUGAAGUGUUAUAUGGAGCCCAAUUGUGUGUCCAUCAAUAUGGGACCAUUGACAGGAGGAAAGAUCAAAUGCGAAUUGAAUAACGCCACUGCAGAAAACGAAUUUGUGUAUGAUCUAAGGACCAAAGAUGCUCACACUUAUCUGGCCAUCGAGGUAAGCACUUUUGUUUGGAACUCAUCUUAGAUACAGAAUCUCUAGAGACCUCGGUGACGAGGCUGUUUAUAUAGGUUAAUGGGGGCUGACGUUUAGUUUACAAGAAGAUCUAACGUCAAAUUUUUAUUGCGCCUCUAGCGUUUCCGGUUGAAAUAUUGCGCGAAAGUUGGGGCGAGAGUAAAAUAAAUGCUCUCGUCCCAGCUUUUCUCGACGAGCUCAAGUGGAAACGCUUGCUACACAGCCUGCUACUGGAACUUAGCGAGUUUGAUAUCAAGAUCGCUUAAAUGGUUCGUUCAAGACGUUUUUGAACAAACAAACGACAAUAAGCCUGUGGUUAUAGGAGCAUUUUAAGCGUGAAAGUACCAGCGAAUUAAUAUUCAAAUCAUUCAAAGUCUUGUUUAUAUAUUUCUUAAAGUGAGCUUCUCAAUGGGGUGAUGGCAUUAGGCUACCUUAAUACCUUACUUUUUUGCGGCUAACGCUGUAACAAUUUCUCCCAGAAACGGGAUUAAUAAAUAAAGAAGUUUUCGUCUAGGAAAGGCAAAUUAUUUGCGGUAUGAAAAAAGAUAUACGGAAAUUUAUCAACAGCGAGACAAGGCACACAAACGGCUUUCACGAUUUUUACGACUAAGAAAUCAAACAUUCUACAUCGGACAUCUUACAUUACACCUGUUGACUCUAAUGACUGAAGUUUUGACUUCCGGCGAUCGGUUUGUCCAUUCUUAAGCCCUCUAAUAUACUUAUAAUCUGGUAGUUGUUUUUGAUUGCUGCUCCUUAUUCCAGAAUCCCUGCAGCAGUAGUCCAUGUCUAAACAACGGGACAUGUCAAGCUGGAUUCACCAGUAAAGGGUUCCGUUGUAUAUGUCUUCCGGGAUUCCCAGGAACAAACUGUCGUGCAGGUACGUACACGCAACAAGUUUUAUUGCACAGUUGGCUUAAACCAUGCAUUUAAAGAGAGAUCAGCAUUAGGGCCGUGGGAAGAGUGAGGCAUUUUUUCGAGGAAUGCGCAGAAGGCUAACAUUCGCUUUCUCUUCUUCCCAUCGUCUUUUUCUUUUCUUUCUUUCUUUCUUUCUUUCUUUUAUUGGACAUUCUACGUCUUCUACUAGACUUCAUUUCAGUGGAAAACGAUUGGCGCGAAAGUCCCGAAGAUCAAGAACUUUUUUUGAAAGGGAGUACGGCUCUGGUAGUGUCAACAAAGAAGAUUUUCAAAGGAAUUUUCUGGUCAACUGUGGACGUUUUUGCGUAUUCCUCUGUCAUGUUUAACUGAAUCGUGCACAUUUAGGUAUGGUUCGAACAAUCUCUCUUUCUUAUACAAUACAUGUCAGCGGUCAAAACUGUCUAAUUGAACCUUAAAAUUGAUGGCGUCACAAGUGGUACAAUGGACGAUGAUAUGCACCGUCGGUAAUGGGUGGCUCGAGUGUGAAUGGGUUAAAGCAGUGUAAAACUGAUGAAGCCACAUGCACACCAAGGAAGUGCAAGUAGUCGUCAGUUAGUUCCUGGGGAAUAUCUUAAGAGUUUUGAUUAUAACUAAUCUUGGUUAUUUUCAAUCACUGUGUUUAGCCAAAUCAUGUAGUGACCUAAAGAAGAUUGAGCCUAGAGCAGAAAGUGGAAGCUACGUCAUUGACCCUGAUGGAGAAGGUGGCUUGUAUGACGUCAUCUGUGACAUGAACGACAAGAAUGGUGUUGGCGUGACAGUCAUCAGUCACGACAGUGAAAACAGGACAUUGGUAAAUGGUAAGGAAGCUCCAGGCAGCUACUCACGUGACAUCCAUUACACAGGAGCGAGUCUGUCUCAGCUAGCGAGUCUCACCAGAGUCUCCCUGCGCUGUGAGCAGUUUAUCAAGUAUGAGUGUUAUCAUUCGAGGUUAUUGCGUUCCAAUGGAAACGGUCCAUUCGGAUGGUGGGUGUCACGUGAUGGCGAUAAGAUGACGUACUGGAGCGGAGCAACUAAAAAUGGCAAAUGCGCCUGUGGAGUGAACAAUACAUGUGCAGACUCCAACCGUGGUUGUAAUUGCGAUAAAAAUGACCACAAGUGGCGUGAAGACAGUGGUUUCCUCACUAACAAAACAAAGCUUCCAGUCAAGCAGCUCAGGUUUGGAGACACUGGACAUACAAAAGAACAAGGUUACCAUACUCUGGGGAAAUUAAAAUGUUAUGAUAUCGCCUGA
Messenger RNA from Porites lobata, 2428 nucleotides. The record is from the annotation of a GenBank genome assembly. Lineage: Eukaryota; Metazoa; Cnidaria; Anthozoa; Scleractinia; Poritidae.